UAGCUAAGAGGCGCAGUUGAGUUUGAAAACGGUUAAGCCAGCAUUAGCUCAGUGUGGUUUUGUUAGGAACAAAAUCGAUAAAAAGUCGCCGAACUCCUGGUGAACAUUUAAGUAACUGUGACAUUUAUGGUUUAAAACGGCUAACAGCGUUUGUUCCUGGAACAAAGACAUCCGGGACAUGAGACUGCUUUAAGACGGACAGUAACUUCGGUGGCGGGCUGUGUGCCUCUUUCAGUAGAGAAUCUCUGAUGGUACUCAGCCUGCCUUUUUCAGAAACCUGCACAGAUGUUUUCGCUGGGUCAGGAAAACAUCUCCACCCACCUUAUGUCUACCAAAGGACCUGUCAAAUAUGGGGAGCUCAUCGUUCUGGGGUGUAAUGGGUCUCUACCCUGUGGAGACAAGGGGAGGCGGAAAAGCCGCUUCGCUUUGUGUCGCAGAAAUAAGGCCAACGGUGUGAAACCGAGCACUGUCCACAUGUCAUGCACACCUCAAGCUGCCAAGGCCGUCAGCAACAAGGAGCAGCACAGUAUUUCAUACACGCUGUCUCGCGCACAGACAGUGGUGGUGGAGUACACUCAUGACAGCAACACAGACAUGUUCCAGAUUGGCCGUUCUACAGAGAGUCCCAUUGACUUUGUGGUUACGGAUACUGUGCCUGGAGGUCAGAACCAAGCUGACAGUCAGACACUUCAGAGCACCAUCUCCCGCUUUGCCUGCCGCAUCAUCUGCCAAAGAAACCCACCUUACUCUGCACGAAUUUACGCCGCAGGCUUUGACACGUCUAAAAACAUCUUCCUUGGGGAGAAGGCAGCUAAGUGGAGAAUGCAGGAUGGGCAGAUGGAUGCACUGACGACAAAUGGAGUUCUCGUGAUGCAUCCUCGCCACGGCUUCUGCCAGGACUCCAAACCUGGUCAAUGGAGGGAAAUCUCAGUUUGUGGGAAUGUUUUUACACUGCGGGAGACCAGAUCAGCUCAGCAGAGGGGGAAUAUGGUGGAAUCUGAGUCCAACGAGCUGGUGGAUGGGUCUCUUAUCGACCUGUGUGGUGCCACCCUGCUGUGGCGCACGGCCGAAGGACUGUCCCUCACUCCCACUGUCAAACACCUGGAGGCCCUGCGGCAGGAGCUGAAUGCCGGGCGGCCACAGUGUCCCGUGGGCUUCAACACACUGGCCUUCCCCAGCCUGCGUCGCAAGGACGUCCUGGAUGAGAAGCAACCAUGGGCAUACCUGCGCUGUGGCCAUGUGCAUGGCUACCAUGGCUGGGGAGGGCGCUGUGAUCCUGAGGUCGAAGCAGAGUGUCAGGAGCGGGAGUGCCCCAUGUGCCGUGCGAGGGGCCCUUAUGUGCCACUGUGGCUUGGCUGCGAGCCGGGGUUCUACGUCGAUGCGGAGUCCCCUACCCACGCCUUUGUCCCCUGUGGCCACGUUUGUUCAGAAAAAACAACUGUGUACUGGAGCCAGAUCCCGCUGCCACAUGGCACACAUGCCUUCCAUGCCGCCUGCCCAUUCUGCAUCCAGCCGCUGAGCAGGGAGACCGGCUGUGUCAAACUGAUCUUCCAAAGCCCGCUGGAUUAGGAACGACUCUUGACUCUUUAUCUGAAGCCUUAAUCAACAAAAGAGGGAUGCAACUAUUUACAGUUUGGGAAUUUUCAUAACUUAAUUUAACUUAAUUUAGUGUUUUUUUUUAAAGUGCAUUUAUUGGGUUGAUUCUUACCUUUUAUACGGUUAUAUGGCUCAGGCACCAAAAAGGUGAAGGUUCUUCCCCAGAUACAGCUGUCUGGAAAAGCUGUGAUGAUCUUUAACUUACUUACACUUAAUUUAUUCUUUUACCUUUUUAAUGUAAUUUUGUCUAUGAGUCAGUGCAACAUUUCCCUGCAUCUCUCUGUAGCUGAUUACCGUCUCAUACUGCAUUAAUGAGCUGAUAACAAGAUCGAGUUAAGAGUUGUGUGCAGAUUUUGGUCUGGAAGCUUAUUCAGGGGAAACACUGGAUUU
Molecule: messenger RNA, 1986 nt
Organism: Haplochromis burtoni (Burton's mouthbrooder)
Lineage: Eukaryota; Metazoa; Chordata; Actinopteri; Cichliformes; Cichlidae
Product: E3 ubiquitin-protein ligase pellino homolog 1
Biological process (GO): protein K48-linked ubiquitination; regulation of Toll signaling pathway
Molecular function (GO): protein binding; ubiquitin protein ligase activity
Source: RefSeq, a predicted model, not a curated record